AUGACUACAGACUACACGGUGUCGAAGACCUUCUGGAAGUGUAUUGACAGGACAGAUUGGCCAGAUUUUAUUGACGUCAGCGACUACAUCCUUGAGUGUGUAGGCAUCUUCCUCAACACCCUGAUAUUGGUCCUCAUCUCGAAGAAGCAAUCGGGUCCGAGAAUCAGUCUCAUUCUCCUACGCGGUAUGGUGGCCUCUUAUUUGCUUUCGACGGUUAUUAAUUUUCUGAGUGAUAUCUAUCCACAUAGUGUGCGCACCGGCAACUACCACUUUAACCGUUUGGUCUGUCUUCUCUGGAACAGUCGCUUCUUCUACUGGAUCUUCAAUGUCAUGGGAGGGAUGUUUCUGGCUAUCUUUGCUGUUGACCGCUACGCCAUUUUGGCACAACUGGACCGUUUCCGAAUAACGGUACCCGAGUACCGCGUCCCCAGCUACGUGGUCUUUGUCGUGAUUUCGUCUCUUCUUCUCUCGCUACCUCAGUUACUGACAGUGAACUUGCAGGGCGAUACUUGUGACUGUGCCCCCAUACAGGUGAAUAUUCCCUUCCUGGCACUCGUCUACGCCCAUGUCUACAUCUGGUUCAGCCUUCUGUUAGUCUUUGAGGGUAGCCUCCUCGUGUAUAUUUCCGCACAGCUGAUACGCUGGAGACAGAACUGGCUUCCGGCCAAUCACAACUGGCGACUGGAUGACGAUCUCAGUGCAUUGAGCCUGAAACGACCGACAGCGUUGGGCAUACAGAAGCGAGCUAAGAAGGGGCCUGCCAACAGCAGCACCCGCAACGACAAAUGCCGCAGCUGGUCCUCGGCCUCCUUCUGCAUUCUACCCUUGACAGCGAGUUAUGUGCUCACCGAUGCCUACGAUUCAAUUUAUCAGUUUCUCAGCGCGGUCGGACUAACGACCUUUAUCAUCAACAGCCCGGAACAGAGGGUAGGGGCGAUGUUACUCCUGGUUCAUUCCACGGCAGUGCCUCUUAUCCUGUGCUUUUACAUUCCCUCAUUGCGAGUCGACCUGCAGAGGCUGUGGAAGAAGGCCUUCACGCAGAGGUCCAACCCUAGCGUACCGUAG
This is a messenger RNA of Spirometra erinaceieuropaei, 1065 nucleotides long. NCBI's taxonomy places the organism in Eukaryota, Metazoa, Platyhelminthes, Cestoda, Diphyllobothriidea, Diphyllobothriidae. The record is from the annotation of a GenBank genome assembly.